This is a messenger RNA of Epithele typhae, 1209 nucleotides long. RefSeq lists its product as uncharacterized. The record is from RefSeq and is a predicted model, not a curated record. The coding region runs from base 1 to 1209 and encodes 402 amino acids. The transcript is spliced from 9 exons. Lineage: Eukaryota; Fungi; Basidiomycota; Agaricomycetes; Polyporales; Epitheliaceae.
AUGCUCUCUCUCGUCGCUGCCCGUGCUCAAUCACUAGUCCUCUUCGGCACCCUUCAGACAGGCCUCGCCUGCUACGUCUACUCUCAAUAUCAACCUUCGAGCAUGAUCGAAGGCCCUCUCCCCUCUGCAAUUCCCCGAGGCUCCCGCUUCGGCGCGCACGAGCAAUAUCCCACACACAUCGCGGAGACAAUGUCCAACUCGAAGGGGCAGAGCCCGUGCCUCGUUGCCUCCUUUCUCGAGGCGUCGUGCUUCCCACCAGACCCGACCGUGCGCGCGCUGGGCGAGGUGGGCGGGGCGUACGCGGGCCCCGCGAGCGCGGACGACGCGAACCCGUGCGUGUGCAGCACGGUCACGUACUCGCUCCUCGCUGCGUGCGCGCUGUGCCAGAGCGGCAGCAGCCCGAUUCCGAUUUCGUCGUGGCCGGUCUUCUCGCAGCAGUGCCCUGGGGAGAGCACCUUCGUCGGAGUGUUCACGCAACCGGUGUCGUCCGGCACGGAGAUCCCAGCGUGGCCGAAAGCUGCGCUGACGGACGCGGGCGCGUUCGACCCUGCCGCCGCCUUCGCGCUCGCAUUCAAAGCCAGCCAGUCCUCGUCCGCUUCUCUGGCGGCCUCUCGCUCACCCUCCCCCUUGCACCUCACCACGGGCGCUUCCCUAUCCUCCGUCCACUUCUCUGCACCAUCGAGCCUUGCCACCGCGACAUCCAUCUCAGGCGCUACCAGCCCUUCCAGUUCCGACUCGCAGAAGAAGUCGAACGCGGCCGCGAUCGCGGGCGGAGUUGUGGGAGGGGUGGUUCUCGUCCUGCUCGGGGGUGUGUUGCUGAUGUGCACGAUGCGGCGACGCGCCUGUCGCGCGAAGGGGCUAAACGGAACGGGGGGCGAGGCGGGGGUCUUGAGCCGGAGCAGGACGUUCGAGAGCGUGACCGUGCAAGAGCACGGCGUCGUAGCCAUGAAGGGAGGGGAAUGUGCAGAAUUUGCGGACAAGAAGGGGCAACGGGUUGUCGUGAGGCUGAACCUGAGGACGUAUCCGAGCCUUGCGGUUUACAAUCCCGACGACCCGGAGACAUUCCCUUCGCCCGAUCCACCACCCAAAGACGAGAAGAAACUGGGCAAGAGUCGGCGGAAGAAUCGCGGGUUAUUCCACGACCCUGCGAUCGUCGCUCUGGGGGUGACGCCGCAGUUCACGUAUUUUGGAAGGCCGGAAUUGUCGUGA